AGCGGGACCGGCACCGACACCGGCACCGGGAUCAGGGAGCGACACCGGGAUCGGCGCCGGGAUCGGGAUCGGGGAGCGGCACCGGGGGCGGCGGCGGCGCCUGACGGGGGAGCGGCGGCUCCGCAGGCGCGGCCUGAGGCGCUGGGCCCAGCGCUCCCGCUCGCUCCGGGCGGCCUCAGCGGCCCCGGCGGCCUCAGCGUCCCCGUUCGCUCCGCGCCCAGCCCCGGGCGGCCCGAACCGCCGGGAAGAUGUCGCGGCCUGUCAGGAACAGGAAGGUGGUCGAUUACUCCCAGUUUCAGGAAUCAGAUGAUGCUGAUGACGAUUAUGGAAGAGAUUCAGGUCCCCCAUCCAAGAAAAUCCGUUCGUCUCCCCGAGAGGCUAAAAACAAGAGGAGAUCUGGGAAGAAUUCUCAGGAGGACAGUGAGGAUUCAGAAGACAAAGAUGUGAAGACUAAGAAAGAUGAUUCACACUCAGCAGAUGAAGAUUUUGGCAGUGAGGACGAUGACGUAGGCGCUGACGAUGGCAAAGCCGACAGCGACUACGAGAGCUCUCAAAAAAGCAAAAAAGGAAAGAAGGCUAAACCAGACAAGAAUAAGAGAGCAGCCUCCAAAUCCAGGAAAAGGCCUGCAGAGGACAGCGAGGAUGAGAAGGAAGAUCACAAAAACGUCCGUCAGCAGCGGCAGGCGGCGUCCAAAGCAGCCUCCAAACAGCGGGAGAUGCUCAUGGAUGAUGUGGGGAGUGAGGAGGAAGAGCAAGAGGAUGAUGAGGCACAGUUCCAGGAGACAGAUUCAGGAAGCGAUGAAGACUUCCUCAUGGAAGAUGAUGAUGACAGUGACUAUGGCAGUUCAAAAAAGAAAAAUAAGAAGGUCUCCAAGAAAUCCAAGCCAGAGAGGAAAGAAAAGAAAAUGCCCAAGCCCAGGCUAAAGGCUACAGUGACCCCCAGCCCAGUGAAAGGCAAAGGGAAGGCAGGUCGCCCCACAGCUUCCAAGGCAACAAAAGAAAAGACCCCAUCCCCCAAAGAAGAGGAUGAAGAGCCUGAAAGUCCCCCAGAAAAGAAAAAAUCAGCCAGCCCUCCACCAGAAAAGUCAGGGGAUGAGGGAUCUGAAGAUGAAGCACCCUCUGGUGAAGAUUAAAAAUGGCAGUUGAGGAAAAUCUUUGUUUAAAAAAAAAAAAGAGGAAAAAAAGAAAAAGGAAAAGAAAACAAUACUUAGGGGUAGAACACGGUUUUGGCUGUGGCUUGACUCAUGGGCUUUGAAUGCUGUCUUUACUUUCAGCUGUUUAAUACAGUGUGUCCUUUUUUAAUAAGAGGAAACCCUUCUACAGUAAUAUUUUGAAGUCAAUGUUCUCUGUUGGCCAUUCCGUUCUCCCUCCCCUGCCAAAUCUGAAAAGCCAUUUGAGACAAAUUUAACAGACCAUUCAAUAUUUCAUUUUUUUUUUCAAGGGAUACUGCAGUUGUGAAGCAAUAAGGUUUGAGACUGAUCUGUGGAAACCAUACUUACAAAUCCUUAAGUAGAAUAGAUUUUCCCAGUGCUGGUAAGAGCUGUUUAAAACUAUUAUCCUGUAUUUGGAAUAUAUGGAAAAAAAAAAAUAACAAACCUCUGCUUUAAUAGACUUUGAGAUGAGUUCUCUCACAGCAAAAAUGUAGUUGAUCUAAUUCCAGUGGAGGAGGAUGGAACACGGGGAGGAAUCCUGUGUUUCUUGGAUUCAGGCACAUUUUUCAUGGAAAGCAAUCAAGAGAUGCUCCAGUGUCUUUGAUUUAGAAAAGACCCUCCAGUCAGGAUGGGAGAUCUUUUGUCUCUGCUGGAUAGAAAACUGUUCUGCUGUAGGCAAAUUGCAGCCCAUUCCAGAUAAAUUCACAUAUUCAACCUACAGCCCUCCCAUGUCCAUUCACCCUUAUUUUUAUUCCUUCUGUAGAGGGGCAGAACAGGGAAGAGAAAUUGCAAAAUCAUUUUUAAAACUGCUUUCCUUUGGGUAUGGUGGAAACUGUUUUUAUUACAGAUUUUUCCGAGGCAAAAAAAAAAAAAA
Pseudopodoces humilis (Tibetan ground-tit) is the source of this 2025-nucleotide messenger RNA. RefSeq names its product nuclear casein kinase and cyclin dependent kinase substrate 1 (gene NUCKS1). Gene Ontology annotation, biological process: interstrand cross-link repair; double-strand break repair via homologous recombination. Lineage: Eukaryota; Metazoa; Chordata; Aves; Passeriformes; Paridae. Gene Ontology annotation, molecular function: single-stranded DNA binding; double-stranded DNA binding. Gene Ontology annotation, cellular component: cytoplasm. The record is from RefSeq and is a predicted model, not a curated record.